CAGUGGUCGCCGUCUGCUCGCUGAAGAAAAACAACAUGAAGUCGCUCUUGAAAUUACACUCAUUAAAAAGCUUCCUCAGGCCUUCUCUGCCCUCUGCCAUCGCCCAUGGACUCCCCGGCAGACAGUCUUCACACUUUACCUACGUUCCUGACACGGUUGCAGAGGCGGAAGGAGAGACUGUGAGGCAGAACCUGUUCCAGUCCAUCAAUUCAGCUCUGGAUUUUGCCCUGGCCACAGAUGACUCAGCUGUGAUAUUUGGAGAGGAUGUCGGCUUUGGAGGAGUCUUCCGUUGCACAGUUGGCCUGCAGGACAAGUAUGGAAAGGAUCGAGUGUUCAACACUCCCCUGUGUGAGCAAGGCAUUGCAGGCUUUGCAAUUGGAGUUGCUGUUGGAGGAGCAACAUCCAUUGCAGAGAUGCAAUUUGCUGAUUAUAUUUUCCCCGCUUUCGACCAAAUUGUAAAUGAAGCAGCCAAGUAUCGCUAUCGUUCAGGUAAUCUCUUCGACUGUGGGAAGCUGACGAUUCGCGCUCCCUGUGGGGCUGUGGGACAUGGGGCCCUCUAUCAUUCGCAGUCUCCUGAGGCAUAUUUUGCUCACACUCCAGGCCUCAAGGUUGUUGUUCCCCGAGGCCCCAUCAAAGCAAAGGGCCUCUUACUCUCCUGCAUUCGGGACGACAAUCCGUGCAUCUUCUUGGAGCCGAAAGUCUUGUAUCGCUCGGCUGUCGAGAUGGUACCCACUAAGGAAUACACACUCCCUCUCUCUACAGCGGAUGUUCUUGACGAAGGAGAUGAUAUAACUCUCUUGGGAUGGGGUACCCAAGUCCACGUCCUGAGAGAGGUGGCACAGAUUGCCCGGCAGCAGCUCAACGUGUCCUGCGAAGUGAUCGACCUUGUCACCAUCCUUCCCUGGGAUCGCCCAAAAUUUUCCUAA
Messenger RNA from Penaeus chinensis, 926 nucleotides. It is a transcript of the gene BckdhB, whose product is annotated as 2-oxoisovalerate dehydrogenase subunit beta, mitochondrial-like. The record is from RefSeq and is a predicted model, not a curated record. Bases 36 to 926 code for a protein of 296 amino acids. Gene Ontology annotation, biological process: response to nutrient; branched-chain amino acid catabolic process. Gene Ontology annotation, molecular function: catalytic activity. Lineage: Eukaryota; Metazoa; Arthropoda; Malacostraca; Decapoda; Penaeidae. The transcript has 6 exons.